UCUUGAUAAGAUAACAUAUGGUGACACAUGGUCGCAUCUAAAAUGCUAAAGAUUUGUGUAUUGAAUACAACAUUAUUAACGACUAGCAAAACCUAAUAGCUGGAAUUUAUGUAUCCGGAUUGCUAUAGUCUAUUUUGAUCACAUUUUGGUACGUGUGCAAUCAGUCGUAAAUUUAGCUGCUCGUCCUUGUAAAAUAUAAGUAGGCUAUUGACUGGAGGUGGAUUACAUAACCCAUCACAAGUCAUUUUGUUGGAGUAAAGGAUAGUGUCUUGCUCUGUUCAUAUGUAAUAAGAAUAAAAAUGGCAGUUUUUAAUUCGAUAAAAAAAAGAAAAUAGUGCCGCAUGUGUGAAGUACAUACAUUCUAAACAUGGAUAAGGAACAACUAAAUACAUCCGGCCUGAGAGAGGAGCUGAACAAAAACAUGGCACAUACUGUACUUCCGGUUACUAUUUUCAUUGGGAUGGAACAAGUUUUCGGAUUCUUUGGAAACAUUUUAAUUCUGAUAGUGUACUCUGGACGGUAUAAGCGUACUAAUUUUCGUUACUUCGUGAUAACAAUGGCUACACUGGACUUCACAAGUUGCUGCACAACACUUCCAGGAGAAAUAUUUUCACAGUUAAACUGGUAUGAUUACAAAUACGAAUGGAUUUGUAAAGUUAAAUCUUACUUCAAUGUUUUCACUGCAUGGGGUUCAGCGUCCAUUCUGCUCAUAUUAGCAAUUGACAGAUACCGGAAAAUAUGCCGACCUCUCAAGUGGCAAAUUCAGCCUGCACAUGCUUUGAAAUUGUGUUGCUGUGCAUUGAUUUUGUCCAUACUUGUUUCUGUUCCUGUCCUUUUUCUUUGGGGCGAACAGGAAUACAUUUACGAAAACAAUGGAUGGAACGUUACCGUCUCUGUUUGCGAAAAGUCUGGAAAAUACGCACACACUAUAUAUCCUCUUGUUUAUAUUGGAAGCGUCUAUUUUAUUCCGGUAGGUUCUAUGAUAUUUGUUGCCGGGACGUUGAACUUUUUGACAGCGCAGAAAUUUUUCGGUCAUAAGUUGAUAGUAGCACAAGAAGUUAAGAAAUAUUCUUCACCAGCAGAAACUUCAAUUAAUUCUACGUUGGAUACACACGUAAAGACAGAUAGUUCGUCUGUAGAACCCUGUAGUGCAACAGUACAAACUAACAUGGACUCGUCUGAUGAUUCGGAUGCAAAAUAUGACAAUAACGACCAUUCCAAAGUAAUCCAUCAUGAAAAAACAAGACUAAAGCAUGUAAAACAGCCAGGAUUGUACCGGAAGCGGAAAACAAUUAUAAUGUUGGUGCUGACGUCAGUGUUCGUGGUUACCAUGGCAGUUUAUGUAAUUCUCGUAAGUCUGGUGGCACAACCUGGCGGUAUUCUAAAUGAAAUGUCAAAUUCAACAAAAGUGAUCUUUUUCUUUUUCUUACGUUUAUAUUUUAUCAACUGUGUUGUAAAUCCGAUCCUAUACGGAUUUAUGGACCCAAGAUUUCGUUCCGGACUGUUGUCGUACGUACAUAAAAAGCAUAAAGAUAUGUGGGGCAAACCGAACGUGUCCCAGAGUUCACAUUGAAACAUGUAACUUACACCUGUUCCAAACGACAUGUAAAGUUCGAAAUCUCGUGCAUGUAUAUAAUAAUCCUGUAACAUUUAAUGACGUGCGUUAUGUUUUGUUAAUGCAGCUAUAUAAACUUUCGGUUUAUAUAAGGAUUACACGUUUUCUUAUUUUUUCAUAAAUACUAUUUUUGCAAAUUGUAUAUUUAAGGUCGGACACUUGGACAGAAGUUUUCAUACUGUAGGGCCGAAACUAUGGAACCAACUACCAGUAGAAGUGAGAAAUUCUGAUUCGGUAGACACUUUUAAGAAAAGGCUCAAAACACUGUUUUUUAAAAGGUUUGAAUCAUGGUUAUGAUCAUUUCUCUGUUGGUGGCCUGAAUAUGGUAGAGACGCUGAGUAUACUCUACUAUGUAGUGUGAUCGACGUAUGCUUUAUACGCAAUGUUGUAAUUUUGUUGUACAGAAAUUUUGUCAAAUAUGUCGUGUUUCAUUGUUUGAUACCAUUUUGUAUAUAAUUCAUCAUGAUUUUUCGUUUUUAAUUUAAUGUACAACGCCAGUGAAUAUAUUAUGUGUAAAAUUAGGCGUUUAAUCAAAUAAAGCAGUUUCAGUUUCACUACCAUCCAUUGAAAUCUCAAAAAUCAAAUACUGUGAAAGUUCACAUAUUAUUCUUAUAUUUAUUUUAGUUAAGUUAACUGCAAAAACUGUAUACAAGCAAAACCAACAACAAAUAUUUUUUUGUUAUUAAUGUUCCAUUGAAAUCAUUGAUACACUAAAGGAGAGUUGCUGAUUUUUAAAGCAUGUUUAAAAGUACUUUGAAAUGAGCUAGAGAACUUCUGCCAUAACGUGGAUACGAGUAUAUAAUAUCACAUACCUUGAGAACUUCGUCAUAUCUUGGAGAACUAAUGAAAUAUAACCAUGAAUUCCGCCAUAACUUAGAGAACUAAUGUCACCUAUCCUUUAAAACUUCUUUCAUGUCUAUAUAAAAUAACACGGAGAACUUUUGUCAUUUAAUGGAUAACUCGAUGCCACAUAACUGGGCGAACUUAUAAUGUCACAUACCCAAUACCUCGGGGAACUUAUGUCACAUAUCCUGAAAAACGUCUACCAUACGUCAAAACAUAAGAGAAACGUUUGAUAUCGCUAUUCUUUCAAAAAAGAAACAAACAAAAAUACGACAUAAGGACUUAAUGCUUAGUUUUUAUAUUUGCUGACUUUUUCUUUUUAUUUACUAUCUUUAAAUAUUCAUAAUUGCAUAGCAAAAUACUUGUAUUCAAUGAUUUGAAACUUUAUCUUCCUCCACAAUCAAAGCUGGAAAGUCGUCAUAUGACCUAUAAUUGUGCCGGUGCGAUGUUAAACUCAACAAAAUUACGAACAAACUGACGCAGUACUAUGGAACGCCGCAUCUGCCUAAUGUCGGGACAUUUCAUGUUCUCAUGUCAGAGCGUGAUGUUAACUUGUCAAAACUGUGUCUUACUAUAUUAACUAGCCAAGUUAUCUUGUCAGUACGUUGUAUUAACUCUUUUUAUGUUAAAAGCUAUGUUAUCAAGUCAAGUUGUGAUAUUAACUUGUCCAAAUAGUGUCUUAUUAUGUUAACUAGUCAUGUUAUCAUGUCAAAGUAUGAUAUUGUUUGCAGUGUGUUAUUAUGUUAAAAAGCUCUGCUAUCUUGUUAAAGUAUCGUGUGAUCUUUCUACAGAGCAUAUUAUUGUAGGAUAACGAGGUUAUUUUCAUGUUAUAACGUCUGCAGAAUCUCGAGGGAUUGGUUGGUGCCGGAGCCCUUAGGGUGAGCGUACCAACGUAUCCCGAGGGAUUCUGAAGAUGUUAUAACACGAAAUGAACAUGCUCUAAAACACUCCGAAAAGUGACAAGAACAGCAGUUUUAUUCUCGAAUAUGCAAAACUGCAAGGUAAUGAUGAUCAUUACGAAAUAAAAGAGCAUAUCAAUGUUUCUAUUCACUGACUCCAGACACCGUAUAUCGUAAAUUGUGCUUUUGAAGUUAGAGUCUGAGAGUUGCAGAUAUCCGUUGUGGAAGAAUUCUGUCUUGGACAGCGGAAGUUUUCCUAAUAGAACGUUCGGAAAUUCUUGGAUUGUAACAUGAACCAUUUAAGUGAUUUUUUACAGGAAAACAGCAAAUCGAAGUUUCGAUUGUUUACAAAAACUGUGUUCAAUCCGGAUAUACUUUUUUUGUAAAAUCUAAAGAUAGAAACUUUAUUCAAUUUGCUGAUAAGAUAACGCGUGAUGAUAUAUUGGCGUUUCUGAAAUUAUAAAGAUAUAAUUAUAGUGUGUCUCAAAAUAUCUAAUACUGUUUCGAACCUAGAUCAUGUACUGGUAAAUUAUUAUAACUCGUCCGCUAGGCGCUUGAAUGUAUAACCCAUUCACAGAACUCUAACGAUGGGCUGAGGUCCGGCAAGUGUGGCGGCCAUUCUGUUCGCGUUUUUAGUGUGAUUAGAUUGUCGACAAAUUUCUCUCCCAACCAGUUUGGAGCUUGCAUGGCUGUUUAGGGCGCGUGUACAGUCUUGUUAAUAGCAUGUGUUAUCAAUAUUACUGUCUCAUCUUAGAACUGGUACAAAUUUAGAUUUAUUCAGAUUCGAAUACCUUUCACUCGUUUACAUUAGCAGCUUCUCCAUUUCUAUUUUUCAUAGAAAAAUAGAAAAUUUAAAUCAUUCCUUGACUGUGAGGUAAAUGCUGUACAAACUGACAUCUUAUUGUCGUUAUAUGGCAUUUCUAUAUAUAAUAUACUUAAUUUUUACCUCGACUUUUCAAAGAAAAAGUGGAGCUUUUGCACUCGCCCCGGCGUCGGCGUCGGCGUUGCCGUUAGUUAAUGAUUUUGAUCAAGUCAUAUGUCACUGUUACUGUUGAAACUUAAAAUAGUUAUUUAUUAUCAAAGUCUACAACUGGAGAAACUAUCUCCAUAACUUUUAUUUGAAUUUUGACAAAGUUAUGCCCCUUUUAACUUAGAAUGUUUUGGUUGAAGUUUUUGAUAAAUCCAAAUAUUAUUGACAGAGUUAUGUUCCUUUUAACUUAUACUUUUUUUUGAAAGUUUUAUAAGGUUUUUACCGGCAAAGCUCUAAUUCAGAGUCAAACACUUAGAAAAGUCGAGCGAGCUGUCUUUCGGACCGCUCUUGUUAAUAUCCCCGAUCUGUAAGCAGGUUAAUUUCAGAGAAGAAUGAAUGUCGGAAUGUUUAAGCAAAAAUGGCAAAUAUUUUUUCAGUUUAAAUUCUGAUUUUCGUCAAAAUUGUUGAAAUAUUAAGUACAAUAAAUUAAAGAUAAUGUUUGCGUA
Molecule: messenger RNA, 4833 nt
Organism: Mercenaria mercenaria
Lineage: Eukaryota; Metazoa; Mollusca; Bivalvia; Venerida; Veneridae
Product: cholecystokinin receptor type A-like
Exons: 1
Coding region: 368-1573 (401 amino acids)
Biological process (GO): neuropeptide signaling pathway
Cellular component (GO): membrane
Molecular function (GO): neuropeptide receptor activity
Source: RefSeq, a predicted model, not a curated record